AUGCCUCUCAAUCAUCCUGAUAGAUUCUUGGCAAAUUUUACCCUUUUUAUAGCCCAAGGUAGUCACUCACUGCAAGUUGAUUGGUGGCCCUUUUGUCUCGGCAUAGUCUUUUCCGAGCAUUUCGGGUCCAUUUUAGCCUUGUGGGUCUCUUGCGGCACUUGCUCGUGGGUUGACCCACACCCCAUGCCUUUUGCUUUGACUCAACCUGACUUCGAUUCUCCUAAUCCCAAUCUAGUGCAUCCUUCCUCGAUCAAGAAAAAUAGACUCGGCGAGCCCUCCAUGAGCUAUUUAAGCUCUAGACCUUGUACUGCAUGCACUACACCAUCGGGAUCCGAAUCAUCUGCCCCUUUUAGGCAAGAGAGACUCCAACCGGGUAUCAGAGGACCUGAAGCCCGGAUUAUCUAUGGCGCUACCCGAAGAAUCAAACCAAAACACGAGCAACUAUACGGCACGUACCAAUGCAAAUGGAAAGACUGCAAAUACCGCAGCAAGUUCUCUCACAAGGGAGUUCUCCUGCGUCAUAUCGAAACGCAGCAUGUCGCCCCGCACUCAUUCGAAUGCACUUUGUGUGGCAAGCUGUUCAGUCGACAGGACAAUUGGACCGAUCAUAUGGGCAAAUUUUAUUUGCAGCGAGUGUGA
Molecule: messenger RNA, 639 nt
Organism: Penicillium digitatum Pd1
Lineage: Eukaryota; Fungi; Ascomycota; Eurotiomycetes; Eurotiales; Aspergillaceae
Source: RefSeq, a predicted model, not a curated record